Molecule: messenger RNA, 1397 nt
Organism: Pseudogymnoascus verrucosus
Lineage: Eukaryota; Fungi; Ascomycota; Leotiomycetes; Thelebolales; Thelebolaceae
Exons: 2
Coding region: 1-1341 (446 amino acids)
Biological process (GO): DNA-templated transcription; positive regulation of transcription from RNA polymerase II promoter by galactose
Cellular component (GO): nucleus
Molecular function (GO): DNA-binding transcription factor activity, RNA polymerase II-specific; RNA polymerase II cis-regulatory region sequence-specific DNA binding; zinc ion binding
Source: RefSeq, a predicted model, not a curated record
AUGGACCAAAAUACGAACCCCGCCAUCUCGCGGCGCUACUAUGAUAUCGCCAUUGAACUUCUUAAGCCCACUUUACUUCGCGACUGGAACAUCUCUAAAGUCCAGGCAUUACUCCUCGGCGCACGCCACCUGCAGUGCUCCAACAGCCCCGACGAAUGCUGGAACGUUCUCGGGCUCGCGAUCCGCAUUGCGCAUGGGCUAGAGCUACAUCGUGCAUCGCCACAAGACCAAAAGUGUAUUGAGAAUGAGGUCAGGACGAGGGUGUGGUGGGCUUGUUUCACGCUUGACAAGUUACUGAGUAUGAUUUACGGGAGGCCAGCUGUGACGAGUAGUGUGGACUUUACGUUUCCCCUGCCCGAGGAUCUUGAUGAUGAGUUUAUUUUUGCGGAUAGGGUUUUGUAUCCGACUCCAAAGAGGGUGAGCGGGAUGAGAUUUAACAUCGAAGUGGUAAAAUUGUAUAAGAUUUUAGAGAUUGCAACGCGCUCUGUGGAUUUCGAGACUACAGUCGGCUGCGGCGAGGCUCUGGCGCAGAGUGUGCUAGUCCUUGACGAGCGCUUUCAGAGAUGGUAUGCGGAUGUGCCGCGAGAGUUGAAGCUUGAAGAGAACGAAGAUGAGGCAGCCGAGAAGCCGCUGAUCUUAGCGUUGCGGGCGAAUAUGGUUCGGAUCUUGAUCCAUAGGCCGUCACUUGCGCUGAGCUUGAGAGCGCUGAGCGGGACUGUGGAUCACAGGAGGGCAGAUGAGGGGGUAAAGAGUAGUAUUUUGCAGCAUAGUCGGGGCAUUUGUGUUAGUACUGCUAUGGAGACUGUUAAUCUUAUUGGAAGGAGGCAUGAGCAGACGAGGAGGAAGAGUGGAACUAGUUGGUUUAAUUUGUAUUAUUUAUUCAACGCAACCUUAAUCCUCGUCUCGCACGUUGUCGACACCGCCUACAGCAACGCCUGCAGCAACGCCCUCCCAUGCCUCGCCCAACUCGAUACCGCCCUCACCAUGAUAAAAGCUAUGUCGUCGAACCACACCUUCGCGCAGAAAGCGUAUUCCUUUCUGCAACAACUCCUCAGCUGCAUGGACAAAAGCCUUCCUACGACCACGAUGCGUUGGGAUGGGGCAACGGCCACCUGCGCUCCAACGACUCAGAGCGCCAUUUAUGACAGUAGGAACGGAAUAGAUGGCAUAGGCCUUGCGAGGAACUUGGAUGAGAUGGGGAGGAUGAUACCGGAUGAGGAGCUUUUUGCCGGCUUGUCUGAUUUCACCCAGGAUUUAAACGAGAUGUACGCGGACCUUGGGAGCGAGAUGUCGGCGUGGUUUGAUGAGCAGGGACCGGCGCUUUAUAGGACUGUUGAAUAGGAUCUAUGCUUAAUAAGAUUGGAGUAGCAGAGAUAGUAGUGUAUAAGUACAGGGAG